GGUGAAAGAAUGAAAAAUGAGUAGCAAAAAUUUGCAGGGCUUUUUUGGGGCCAACGAAGCCCAAAUUCAUAUUUAUUAAUAUUAGUACCAUGUAUGAACCCCGUGUUCGCUAGCUGACCUCCUUCCUUUGACUAUUUCAAGCCUCUCGGUUUGCCCACCCUCCAAAAAGUGUAGAAGGUGAUUUGUGAUCAUGGAUCGACUCCAUGAUGCAGACCGAGCCGGAGACGACGACUCGUCCAUAGCGGACGGUAUCUCCCUAUCCCGUCGCCGCUACUCGCGGGGCGGACCACCCGGCGAUGACAGCAUCGAGCUCGAGCGAAUCAACACCUAUCGUCUCCAACAACAACUGACUGUUGGAUCUCGAGGAAGUCGCAUACCGCAAGACCAAUGGUUGCCUAUUGGGGCAGGCAAGCCGUAUCCCCCGCCUCUACCGGACUCUGAGGCAUAUGUGGUCGAGUUCGAAGGCGCGGAUGAUCCGAUGCAUCCCCACAACUGGCCCAUGAAGAAGAGGGUCAUGCUUGGAUCACUUCUCACCUCCUGUGCCCUAGUGACCGCUUACGGCAGUGCGGUGUUUGCAACCGCGGCUUCAGGUGCCCAGAAAGAGUUCGGCUUUGGUGAAGAAGUUGCGGCUCUGGGAACAACUUUGUAUGUUCUAGGGUUUUCGGCCGGCCCGACAGUGUGGGCGCCUAGUUCCGAGUUGCUUGGCCGGCGAUGGCCGCUGUUGCUUGGGAUGUUCGGCUUCGACCUCUUCAUGAUAGCCACUGCCACCGCCAAGGAUACCCAAACCCUGAUGCUGUGCCGUUUCUUUGCGGGUUUUUGUGCGGCUAGUAUCAUUGCUCUGGUGCCUGCUAGCCUGUCUGACGUGUUCAACAACCACCAACGUGGUGUCGCUAUUGCCAUGUACACUAUGUCGGUUUUCACCGGUCCUUUCACAGCCCCGUUCAUCGGUGGAUACACCGCGUCUAGCUAUCUUGGCUGGCGAUGGACGCUGUACGUCCCUGCCAUAGUUGGGUUCUUCUGUCUCGCAUUGAUAGUGUUCUUCACUACAGAGACCUAUGCCCCAAUCAUCCUGGUUCAAAAGGCAGCCAUUCUCCGACGCCAGACACGGAACUGGGGCAUUCACGCUCGCCAGGACGAACUGGAGAUUGAUUUCAAAGAAUUGGUUACCAAGAACCUGGCGCGUCCGUUCCUCAUUCUGUUCACUGAACCCAUUGCGUUUCUGCUCACGCUCUACAUGUCCUUCAUCUACGGAUUGGCCUAUGCGCUGCUAGAAGCUUAUCCUAUCAUCUUCGAAGGUACUUAUGGCAUGACCGGUGGUACUGCAGGGUUGCCCUUCAUUGGGCUCAUCAUCGGUGAGAUUGCGGGCAGCACAUUUGUUCUGUCUUUGUCAGGACAAUAUUCGCGGAAGUUGGCCGCUAACAAUUACGUCGCGGUACCCGAAUGGCGUCUGCCUCCUUGCAUUGUUGGUGGUGCUGUGUUUGCUGGUGGGCUGUUCUGGUUCGGUUGGACUGGAUGGAACAGUAACAUUCAUUGGAUGGCACCCACGGCUGCUGGUGUGGCUGUCGGCUUUGGCUUGACUUCCAUCUUCAUGCAGUGCUUCAACUAUAUUCUGGACACAUACUCCAAAUUUGCGGCAUCUGCGUUUGCGGCCAAUACCAUGAUGCGAUCCAUGGUGGGCGCCGUCUUUCCUCUCUUCACGCGACAAAUGUUCAACAACCUGGGCAUUCAAUGGGCCGGCACACUGCUUGGUUGCAUUGCCGUGGUGAUGAUUCCCAUCCCGUUAAUGUUCUACCUCUUCGGUGGCCGUCUUCGGCAGAAGAGUAAACUGGCCCCUGUGAUGGAUUUGAUGCCGCCCGUCGAAGACGAUCUUAAAAAGGCGUAGGUAAACAGCUUUAAUCCUGGGCUUUGCUGUAGAUAUAAUACUUUAGAUAGACACAAAUAGACUAGACCACAUAUUUAUAAUCACAUCCGAACUCUGAACACC
Molecule: messenger RNA, 1984 nt
Organism: Aspergillus piperis CBS 112811
Lineage: Eukaryota; Fungi; Ascomycota; Eurotiomycetes; Eurotiales; Aspergillaceae
Product: MFS transporter
Exons: 4
Coding region: 191-1882 (563 amino acids)
Biological process (GO): transmembrane transport
Molecular function (GO): transmembrane transporter activity
Source: RefSeq, a predicted model, not a curated record